AUGGAGAACAAGGAAAAGAAGAAAAGUAUGGGGCGCAGAAAGAUCGAAAUCAAGAAAAUAGAGAAGACAAACAAUCUAAUGGUUUCUUUCUCCAAGCGCAGGGGCGGACUCUUCAAGAAGGCUGCUCAGCUAAGUGCAUUGUAUGGUGCCAAUGUUGUGAUCGUCGUCAAGUCCCCCUUCGCCGAAAGGAUUCAUUCCUUCGGAACCCUGUCCGUGGACGCCGUCCUCAACCACUUUCUCUUCCAAAACCCAAGUGAUCAUCAUAAGCAGGAAGUCUUGUGUAUGGGCAAGAAAGAUGAAGAAGAAAAAGUGAUGGACGAUUCAGAUAGGCUUUGGUGGGACGCAGGGGUUGAUGAAUUAGGGUUGAAUGAGCUUGAGGAGUACAUGACUGCACUUAAAGGUUUGAGGGAAAACGUGGUAGCUCGGGCCAAUGAGAUGACCACGGCGAGUGCUUGUUCAUCCAAUGAGAUGGCCAUGUUGAGUGCUUAUUCUUCUGUUGAUCCUUUUAUCGAUAUUCUAGAUUUUGACUUCAUUGAGUUUGAUUUUGCGUUCAUUAAUAAUUAG
This is a messenger RNA of Cornus florida, 564 nucleotides long. RefSeq names its product agamous-like MADS-box protein AGL62. Gene Ontology annotation, molecular function: RNA polymerase II cis-regulatory region sequence-specific DNA binding; protein dimerization activity; DNA-binding transcription factor activity, RNA polymerase II-specific. The transcript has a single exon. The record is from RefSeq and is a predicted model, not a curated record. NCBI's taxonomy places the organism in Eukaryota, Viridiplantae, Streptophyta, Magnoliopsida, Cornales, Cornaceae. Bases 1 to 564 code for a protein of 187 amino acids. Gene Ontology annotation, biological process: positive regulation of transcription by RNA polymerase II.